This is a messenger RNA of Dermacentor albipictus, 1464 nucleotides long. The record is from RefSeq and is a predicted model, not a curated record. Lineage: Eukaryota; Metazoa; Arthropoda; Arachnida; Ixodida; Ixodidae.
AUGGCGCUUUUCUUUCGAAGACGCUUGGCUGCCCUCGACUUGGAGACGAGUGAAUCCUUUGACUGCUUCGAUGCGAUCGGGCACGGCGUGUACCAGCAGCGCCUGCUCUUUCUCAGUUUCGUCAGUUCAUUCCUCGUGCACGUCAACAUACUGUCCUUCUAUCUCAUAUCGGGAGACGUGGACCACUGGUGCCGGCCGCCGCCUGACUGGACUAUGUCCGUCGCCGCCUGGAGGAACUCAGCCAUCCCUCUGGAGGCGGACGGCAGUCCCAGCCGGUGCUCCGUCUACAAGAAUCCGGCAGACCCGAACGACACCGACGUGGUAGCUUGCGAUCAUUGGGACUACGAUCCGAAGAACGAGAAAAAGACCAUCGUGAGCUCCUGGAACCUGGUAUGCCAUCGGCGGUCUCUGAUCGCGGUCAUACAGCUCGUUUACCUCACCGGUUCCGUCGUGCUGCCCAGUGUUGCCGGCUACCUGGCGGACAGCGUCGGUCGCCGGCCCAUGCUCCUGAUGUUCACCGCCGCGCUCAUUGUGGGGACGUGCGGCAGCUGCUUUGCCGACACGUACGUCUUGUACGUGGUGAUCAGGUUCGUCAUCUCCGGCUGUUCGGGCGCCGCUGCCCUGGUGUCCUGCAUGCUCGCGUUCGAGGUGACCAGACACGAGUACCGAACGACGUACACUGUUGCGGUCACUCUUUCGGCCGUCUUGCUCUCUGAACUGUGGUACGACCUGGUCAGGCAACUCAGCCUCGAUAGGUUCCUGCUCCAAGCGAUCUUCUUGGCGCCCACAGCCGUUGCACUCAGCACGUUCUGGUUCGCCGACGAGUCUAUACGAUGGCUCAUCUUUAGCAGAAACAUGGCAUCGGCGGAAGCGGUCAUGCUGGCGGCCGCGAAGAUGAACAACGUUCCGCUGCCCACUACGGCCUGUCUGCUAAACAAGCUGAAGGCGGAGGCGCUCAAAAGUGAGGAGCAUCUCAAAACGUUGCCGAUAAACGGCGAAAACUCAUGGGCGAAUUACAUACCUACUCGAGCGCUCUUCAUGUUCCUCACAUAUUUCUCCGCAACAUUCACGUACAUUGUGCUGCUCCAGUCGUCCUUGAAGACUCCCGACUCGUGGGCCCGUUGGCUGUCGCUACCCAGCCACAUGCUGACGACUCUGCUCGCAUACACACUCAUAGGUCGGGUAAGGCCUCUGGAGCUGCUCAUACGAAGCUGCAGUCUCCUCGGCGGCCUCGUCUGCCUACUCAGCGUGACCAUCGGGGGCCCGAUAGCGGUGCUCGCCCAGCUGUUCGUCAUCCCAGCCGAGGCCUUGGCGCUGGCGGUCAAUGUCUUGGCUGGUGUCUGUGUGUGCGAGGUGUUCCCGACUCCCGUACGUGGGACUGUAAUGGGCUGGUGCUUCGGCAUCGGCCGAGUGGGCGGCGUCUGCGCCACGUUGGCGUCGGCUGAUGAGGAACGCCGGUCGUGA